CUUGCAAGGAGAAAUGCAGACGUCAAGUUCAACGACGCUUAAGAAAGUGUUUAAAAUCCUCACACUCUUUGGUUUCCUCAGUGCGUCUUUCUUUGGAGUGCUGCUGCUGUACAACGGGACAGACAUCUCCAGCCCCCAGGCCCCGCUUCAGCACGGGGGGUCCACUGGGAACGACAAGCUGGAGACACAGGCAGUUGUUCAACAGGUGCAGCCGAACAUGACGACCCCAGCCCCGAGUGUCCCCUGGAAGGAGGAGGAGGGGACCACGCCGGGGGACAGGACACAGCCGUGCCCCGACGACCCCCCGGAUCUCCUCGGUCCCCUCCAGGUGGACUUUAGACUCAAGAUGACUCUGUACGAGGUGCGGCGGAAGCUGAACUCCUCUCUGCGGGAGGGAGGCCGCUACCAGCCCCCGGACUGUGUCUCCAAACACAAGGUUGCAGUUGUCAUUCCAUUCCGAAACCGACACGAGCACCUGAAUUACUGGCUUUACUACCUCCAUCCUAUCUUGAUGAGGCAGCAGUUGGAUUAUGGCGUGUAUGUCAUCAACCAGGAUGGGGAUGGAGUGUUUAACCGGGCUAAACUGAUGAAUGUGGGCUAUGUGGAAGCCCUUAAAGAUUACGAUUAUAAUUGCUUCGUCUUCUCUGACAUAGACCUGGUUCCCAUGAACGACCGGAACCUUUACAGGUGUUUUGACAAUCCCAGACACCUGGCUGUGGCAAUGGACAAAUUUAAUUUCCAGCUACCGUACGAUACCUUCUUUGGUGGGGUUUCCUCGCUGUCCAAGGAGCAAUACCUAAAGAUCAACGGCUUCCCGAACACUUACUGGGGCUGGGGCGGUGAGGACGACGAUAUCUUCGGGCGGAUCGGCCUCCGCGGGAUGUCGAUUUCUCGCCCCGACCUUCAGACGGGAAAGUACAAGAUGAUCAAGCACGUGAGAGACUUGCACAAUGAGCAAAAUCCAGAGAACCCCUACAAAUUAAGCCAUAUCGGGAGGACCAUGGAUGAAGAUGGGUUUAACUCCCUCAACUACACAGUCAAGGAGAUUGUGAAGGACAUUCUGUACACUUGUAUCACUGUGGAUGUUCACGCUCCGCCAAGCUGAACGAAAGGGGAACCUGUAGAUUCUGGACUGAACCACCGUCUCUCGCAAGCAUCUUAAUAAACCACUGUGUGUGUUCAAGAGGGCAAAGUGUUACUGAAAACCACGAUGAAGUGCAGAGUUUAUUUUAUUUUACUUAUACUUGAUAAGACAUCAUCCAUCGAUUUCUUACUGUCUCACAUCUCUUGUUCUUGCUCAUGAUAUAACUUAGUGCUCAAACCUGAACAAGGUGGACACAUGUUUGGUUUAGGCGGAGGUUGUGCUGUCAUCGCAGGGACUUUCUAUGGACGGUUGCACAAUGGCAGAGGAUUAAAAGACUAUUCUCAUGUGUUCCAUUGGUGUGUAGAGUGGAACAAGGGACCGUUUGUCCUAGAAUCCAUAAAAUAUCACACAUCGCUCAUCAAAACUCAAGAUACACUGAAUUUAAGUUCUUUUAAUGCACAGCUAAGAGCCAGCGCAGCCAUCUAUUUUGGUUUUGAAAAACAGCCUUAAUUUCGCCCAUAAUCCACUGGAAAUAAGACCUAAAUACAGAAGUAAAUCGCUGUGCAACUGACUUAUAGAGAUGUCUUUAAUAGAAGUCCGUUGUUUUAGCUAUACCACAAGUCAAACUUGAUGUGAGGCGGCUCCUAAUUAGGUGAUGGAAUGGUCAAUAAGGUGGGGGAGGGCUUUGAUGUUUUAUUUCUCAUUUAUACAAUACUUUUAUUUUUAUGGUGUGGCCAUGAUGACAUCCCAAAAUCCAUUUGAUUUAAAAAGUUUUAUUUUGUGUGCUUUAAUGUGCUGUAGGGGCUCUUGUUAUCAUUUUCUGGGUACAGAAUGAUCACAGAUAUCAUUUGAAUGGCUAUGGUGUUAUUGUACUUUUUUUUCCUUUUUUUUUUUUUUUUUUUUUUUUUUUUAUCGAGAAGUAUUCGCAAUGAAAGGUAUGACCCCUGUACGGUCCAGCACUGUGAUUACCGGUGAACACGAAAGCAAAAAUGUUGAACAUAUAGCAAUUAAACUGUGAGUGAAAAACUAUUUAAACCUUUGCAUUUUGUUCUUGCACACUGGAACAUCACUGGUGCAGAAAGCGAGUGUUUCGUUAUCCUAUCAACAAUGACUAAUGUCUUCUGGGUGAGUUUUGAUCGUUACUGGGGGAAAGUUCACUGAAGGUUGCAGUUAAGAUUGUCUGCGAUCGCACUCAGAACUUCUAUUUGCAACUUAACUGAAACCAGGCAUGGAAGGGUGUGGCAUUCAUUUUAACAUUAAAUUACAUUUUAUUUAGCCGACGCUUGAACUUGAACUGAUCUGAAAGAAAAACCCAUGGGAGAUUUUAGGUGGUGCUCUCCAUAUUCAUCGUUAUAACAUUAUGUAUGAGAAUAUCUUUAGGAAGAAUCGUGUUACGUCACCUCCAGCAGAAUUUCAGUGACUCGUAGAAACCAGGACGAGGGCCAGUGAGGCUGUUCUGUGGAAAAUACAUCACCAUGACACUUUGUGUUUUUUUUGCCGUUAAAUUUGUCACCAAGGAUGACAGUUCACAUUUAAACUGACCGCUGACAACCGUGCCUUGAAUAUUAAACUUGAAAAGGAAAAGUGAGAAACAUCCAUUCCCCUCAAAAAAGGAGACAAAAAGAGCUUUUGAAUUUAUUUGAUUUGAUUAUUUUCUAUUCAAAUUCAGCUUUAUUUCUAUCAUUUGGGGCCUGUGAAAUAAAAGCUGUGGUAUAAAAAUGCUAAUAUUUCAAAAAGCAGAUUUUUUUCCAGACCAUUUGGGCAAUGAGAAGCAGGUGGACUAGAGGAAGGUUGAGAGGCACGCAGACAGACAGACAGAUCCCUUGUAUAGAACGUGGAGCCAUCAAAACCACUCUGAUUCUGAAGUAGCUCUGAUCGGCUGUCAUUGCAUUGCGUCCCACACAUCUGAGACCACUCAAAACCAAGCAGAGGUUA
Platichthys flesus (European flounder) is the source of this 3019-nucleotide messenger RNA. RefSeq names its product beta-1,4-galactosyltransferase 1-like. Lineage: Eukaryota; Metazoa; Chordata; Actinopteri; Pleuronectiformes; Pleuronectidae. Gene Ontology annotation, biological process: protein N-linked glycosylation; carbohydrate metabolic process. Gene Ontology annotation, molecular function: cytoskeletal protein binding; beta-N-acetylglucosaminylglycopeptide beta-1,4-galactosyltransferase activity. The record is from RefSeq and is a predicted model, not a curated record. The transcript is spliced from 2 exons. The coding region runs from base 14 to 1105 and encodes 363 amino acids.